Messenger RNA from Ziziphus jujuba (common jujube), 2037 nucleotides. RefSeq lists its product as uncharacterized. The transcript has 6 exons. Lineage: Eukaryota; Viridiplantae; Streptophyta; Magnoliopsida; Rosales; Rhamnaceae. The coding region runs from base 294 to 1916 and encodes 540 amino acids. The record is from RefSeq and is a predicted model, not a curated record.
AUGAAGAUAACCUAUAAAAUUGGUGCGAUCGGUCACAAGCUGGGUCUGAAAUUUAAACUUCAAUACAUAUUUAUAUAUAUAUAUAUAUAUAUAUAUAAAUAUAUACAUAAUUGUCAAUCUGGACGAUUUCUGAAUCCAAAGGGUAAUCCAUAGAAAACGUGCUAACCACAGCACCAGCACUUCUACCUAUAGACACGCAUAUAUACAUAUUAAUAUAUAAAUCAUACAGGCACAAGGUGUAGAGCUCUUUGAUUUCUGUUAUGAGGAAGUAGAAAUCACCUCUGGAAAUUAAUAUGGCAAAAGGAGUAGUAGGUGACGAUGAUCAUGAUCAUGAGGAUCAAGAGCAAAACAGUUUUGGAAGUAGAAUGACUAAGAACAGCAUGCAGGGUUUCAAGGACUCGAUUUUGCAGCCAUUAAUGAAGUCUCCUACCUUCUUCUUCCUCGUGCUCCUGCUGGUUGGAGGCUUUGCCUCUACCUACUUGCUUAAUAUACCUAUUCUGACCAGGUCAACUCUAAGACCAUUUCUAACAACCAAAAAUACAUCCCAUAAAUGCCAUCAACAAAAAACCAAAAUCCCCAAAAACUCCACUCAAGGCAUAGAAAUCGCACUCAAUUGCACAAAGUAUACACAGACGCGAACAUGCCCCUCCAAGACUGCCCACAAUUCACGACAAGAUCCAAGCUGCACAUCAGAGCCGUCUACGUGUCCAGAAUACUUUGGGUGGAUCUACGAAGAUCUAAGGCCAUGGUCCCACACAGGGAUAUCAAGGGAGAUGAUAGAGAAAGCAAGGGCAAGGUCCCACUUUAAGUUGGUGAUAGUGAAUGGGAAGGCUUACGUGGAAAGAUAUGAUAGGGCAUUUCAGACAAGAGAUUUAUUCACAUGGUGGGGAGUUGCGCAGUUAUUACGGAGGUACCCAGGAAAAGUGCCUGAUUUGGAGCUCGUGUUUAAUUGCCAUGACUGGCCUGUGUUUUUUGCAAAGGACUAUCUUCAGGCGAACGCCACCGACCCCCCUACUUUAUUUGGUUUCUGUGGUGAUGGUGACACUGUCGACCUGGCUUUCCCUGAUUGGUCCUAUUGGGGAUGGCCUGAGAUUAACAUAAAGCCAUGGGUGAGUUUGUUGAAGGAUUUAGAGGAAGGAAACAAGAGGAUGAGAUGGGUGGAUAGGGAACCUUAUGCAUAUUGGAAAGGAAACCCAGGUUAUGCCCAAGUAAGGAGAGAUUUGAUGAAAUGUAAUCCUACAGACAAACAGGACUGGUAUGCUCGUUUGUACAAACAGGAUUGGCGUCGAGAGUCCAAGGAAGGGUUCAAGAAUUCAGAUUUAGCAAGCCAGUGCACCCAUAGGUUUAAGAUCUAUGUAGAAGGGAAUGCUUGGUCUGUGAGCCAAAAAUAUAUUCUUGCCUGUGAUUCUCUUACUUUAGCAAUCAAUCCCAGAUACUAUGAUUUCUUUAGCCGAGGUUUGAAGCCAUUGCAGCAUUAUUGGCCUAUAAAGGUCAAUGACAAGUGCAGAUCUAUUAAGCAUGCUGUUCACUGGGGUAACACUCACCAAAAAGAGGCACAAAAUAUUGGCAAAGCAGCAAUAGAGUUCAUCAAGGAAGAGCUGAACAUGGACAAUGUGUAUGACUAUAUGUUUCAUCUUUUAAAUGAAUAUGCAAAGCUAUUAAGGUUCAAGCCUACAAUUCCUCAAAAGGCUUUUGAACUUUGUUUGGAGUCAAUGUUUUGUCCAGCAAAUGAGUUAGAAAAAAAGUACAUGAUGGAUUCCAUGGUGAAGGAUCCGGCUGGCACUGACCCAUGCACCAUGCCUCCUCCUUUUGCUCCUUCGUCUCUUUUUUCAGUUCUUGAGAAAAAAGUAGAUUCGCUUAAACAAGUGGACAUGUUGGAAAAGAAUUACUGGGAGAAUCAGAAUAAGCAAAAGUAGAUAUGAUCUGUUCCAAAUAUGGGUAUUUUUUCUUUUUUGUAUAUUUUGAUUAUCACAUAUGUUAAUUACUAUAUAUAUAUUCCAUGAUUUAUAAGAAGAUUCUCAAUAUUUUGGAUACCAA